Molecule: messenger RNA, 3541 nt
Organism: Carassius gibelio (silver crucian carp)
Lineage: Eukaryota; Metazoa; Chordata; Actinopteri; Cypriniformes; Cyprinidae
Product: RUN domain-containing protein 1
Exons: 5
Coding region: 273-1979 (568 amino acids)
Source: RefSeq, a predicted model, not a curated record
CUGCCCACACAUUCAUUCGUUCGUUGAUACAUAGAACAUUUUGAUGGAACGCGCGUUUGUUUGUGUUGUGGUGCGUUGGUUCCAUAUUAUCUCAAGAUCUUAGUCGUUUCUAUUACGUUGCAAUGUUUUCCGAAGGCGCAAGUGUUACUCUGCGCUGCACCUGCUAAAGCGGUGGUUGCGUGAGUUUACGUUAAAACUGCGCAUCAGUUGAGUCGGUCGAGGUCGUUUUCAGUUAAAGGACAGCCAGGCUGUCUGCCUCAGCUACCAAUCACAUGUCGACGGAGGAUCUGUCCACUUCCGACAGCGAGGCUGCCAUCGCGGGAGCCGGGGAGCGCUGGGCGCCGGUGGGAGCCGUGGCCAGCCCGGAGGAUGAGCGGUUGAAGAGGGGCACGCGAGCUGGCUCUGUCUCGUCCAGCGAUCCAGACCUGGUAUCCAGGCUGAGGAAGCUGCAGGAUGAGCAGGAGCAGCUGAACUCGUCGCUCCUCGCGUUAACGUCUCACUUCGCUCAAGUGCAGUUUCGGCUGAAACAGAUCGUCCACGCGCAGAGCGACGAGAAAGAGCGGAUGCUGCUAGAGCUGGAAGAGUUUGCCUUCAAAGGAUGCCCUCAUGUUAUAGGCUGCAGGGCACAGGAUGCUCAGAUUAUGGAAAACUCUAAUGAAAGAGAGAAGAGGGAACGCUUGGAAGCUCAGAGAAACAAGCAGAAGGAGCUGAUUCUCCAGCUGAAGACUCAGCUUGAUGACCUGGAGCGCUUCGCCUACCAGGAGGGCAGCUAUGACUCCCUGCCUCAGUCUGUGGUGAUGGAGAGACAGAGGGUGAUCAUUGAUGAGCUGAUUAAGAAGCUGGAUGUGAAUCUGAAUGAAGACAUUGGGAACCUGACUCCAGAGGAGCUGCGACAGAGAGUGGACACCGCUAUAGCUCAGAUAGUCAACCCGGCUCGAGUCAAAGAGCAGCUGGUGGAGCAGCUCAAGACCCAAAUCAGAGACCUGGAGAUGUUCAUUAACUUCAUACAGGAUGAAGUGGGGAACCCUCUGUUAAAUGAUGGUGUGAAGAGCCAGCAGGCCCAUGCUACCGGACCAAACACUGGAGCCACAGGAGGGAUGAAGCGAGUGGAUCCCGAACAGGCCCAGAGGAUGCGGGAAACCGGGCUUCAGCUGAUCCAGAAAGCCUUAGCGGUGCUCCAGAUCUUUGCACUGAGUCAGUUUGGCUGCGCUGCGGGCCACAUUCCCCAGAACCUGUGGUCUCAGGGUGGCGAGGCUCAAGAUUACGCCCCCUUGCUGCAGAAACUCGAAGGAGCCGUGGAGCACGUACGUCGGGAAGCCUCCUUCCAGCAACCAAACUCUCAGGAGGAACACGUGGUCAGUUACUCUACCUGCCUGUUGCCUGGAGGACAUCGGGAUGAACUCACCUCUUCUGUGCGUAAAGAACUGGCUUUGGCACUCCGGGACCUGCUAGCCCAUGGACUGUAUGCUCCUUCCCAGGGUAUGAGCUUGGUCCUUGCCCCCAUUUCCUGCCUGCUGCCCUUCAGCUCUUCUCCUCAGACUCUGCAUCCCUGGGAACUUUUCAUCAACUACUAUCAUUCCAAAAAUGGCCGGGCAUUUGUAGAAUCGCCCGCUCGGCAGCUCUCUCAAUCCUUCAGUUUACCUGUAGGGGACGGUCCUGUGACGGUCACUCCCAAGCAGUCUCUGUUAUGGGCCAUCCAUACAGUUCUCAAAGAGCAUGCACGAUUCAAGCGUAGCGCGGACUCUGAGUUUAAGGCCUUAGUGUGCAUGGCACUCAAUGAGCAGAGGCUUGUGUCCUGGCUCAACCUGCUGUGUAAGUCUGGGACGCUCAUCCACUCACACUACCAGCCCUGGAGCUACAUGGCCCAAACAGGCUUUGAAGGUGCCCUGCGCAUCCUGGGCCACCUCAGCCAUCUCAAAUUCAGCCUUCCUGUAGACCUGGCUGUCAGGCAGCUUAAAAAUAUCCAAGAUGCUUUCUAAACAGAAUGAAAUUAUGGGCAUUUUGGCAGGUUGAGGAAAAAAGGGAACCCUCCCAAUCCUCAUAAUCCAUAAAUUGGGAUAAAAAAAAAAAACAAUAAUUACAAUAUAAUACUAAUAUAUAGCUUGACACAAAGUUUAAAUCAAAUUAAAAGAUACUCCCAAAUCAACAAGUCCACUGGAAUUAAAAAAUCUGAAAUGAGGAAACUCCUGCACUUUCUAGAGACUCUGUGUUGCUGUUGGGUCUUGUCUCUAAACUGAAGAGGAUGAUGAUGAGCCUUUUCAGGUUUUAAUAUGCUGCACUGGUCACAACUUAAAGGAAAUGUGCUCAGUUUAGUGACCCUGAGCGUGUAACUGCCUCCACAUAACCUUUGAGGGGAUUUUUCCUUUUAAGCUUUUACCAAAAUCAACCACUAUGUAGAAAAAUGAUUUAUUACUUGAAAUAUUUUCAAGGGCCAUUCCUUUUGAUUGAGAUGCACUACUAUAUACCGUAUUUUCCGGACUAUAAGUCGCACUUUUUUUCAUAGUUUGGCUGGUCCUGUGACUUAGAGUCAGGUGCGACUUAUUUAUCAAAAUCAAUUUGACAUGAACCAAGAGAAAACAUCACUGUCUCCAGCGCGAGAGGGCCCUCUAUGCUGCUUAGUGCUCCUGUAGUCUACACUGAAGACAUAGAGCGCCCUCUCGCGGCUGUAGAUGGUAAUGUUUUCUCUUGGUUCUUGGUUCUAAAUAAAUUCGACUUAUAGUCCAGUGCGACUUAUAUAUGUUUUUUCCUCAUCCUGACGUAUUUUUGGACUGAUGCGACUUCUACUCAGGUGCGACUUAUAGUCCGAAAAAUACGGGUAGUUACAAAACAUUGACAUAAUGGUUUACUUGCAUUAUUUGUUAUAAACCUAUGUAGCCAAGUGCACUCAUUUUCUGAGCUUGCUCUACAUUUUUGUACAGCGGUUUACAGACAAAUCAAAAGGUGUUUUUCGUUUAAGAUAUUUAUUAAGGGUCAUUACAUUUCAAACACUGGGAUAUAGUGCAUAUCAUGUCCUGGUCUGUGCUGCUCUGUGCAUUUGUAUCGCUUUCUGAGGAGACCAUGCAUGCUGGUGAGACCUCACUUAGGUUAGUCAACACACUCAGGUCAUUCUGAACAAACAAAGACAUGCUUAUUGGUGUUUGUAAACCACUGGAAAACCACUUCUAUCCUCUAACUCCUUUCCACAGCCAGUUCACACCUUAAAAAUGAUUGUAGAAUACUGUAUCUUGUGUAAGUGCUGCUCAUUCGCUGCUGCUGCAGAAGGAAAUGCACAGCGAGUGAACUGAAUUAAAUUGAGGUCAUUCAGCAUAUUUGCUGAAUAUGAGUUUGAUAUGCUGUGCAUCGGCACUGGCUGAAUUAUUUAUGGCCUGUUAUGCUAUGCCAGCAUUCAGAGACUCUGCUUGAAUACCUGCUGUUUCCGUCUUGUCGAUCCUUGUUUACUGCUCUGAAAUAUUGAAUGUACAAUCCAAGAAACUGUAUCCAUGUUACUGUAUCUGUUCUGAUUCAUUAAACCACCCUGUUGUUUGUUACUACAUCAUGGAAA